AUGGUUGAUGACACAAAAAAGUUUAAGGUGAAACGUAUGCUUGAAGGUUUAAGACGAACAAGAGGGUCUAAUGAUACACGUCAGCCUAUAACAGAUGACAUAUUAAAAAAAAUACGUUUAUACAUGAAACAUUCGAAAACUGAUCAAAGAGGUCGUGGCACAUUUCUCGAUAUCGAAAUUGAGGGAAAAAACAAGUUUUGUUAUGAUAAUAUUCACUCUUAUCUUAACUAUCGUCAGUGCCAAAAUAAUACUGACCACCUUUUUUGCCAUUUUGAUGGGUCUCCUCUGACUUCUUACCAGUUCAAUGCUGUUCUCAAAAAGGCUGUUAAAUUCAUUGGUCUGGAUAACAGCAAGAUAAGGUCUCAUUCUUUUAGGAUAGGGCUGGCUUCAGGGAUCGGUGCAUAUCAGAGACUGUGUUCAAGACCAGACGGCGUUAAUCUAGGGUUACGGAAAACUAUUGGUGGUAAUCUUGUAUGGGAACAUAUGGGUGGUAUGAAAAUCGAGGAUCUGGAACAAAGUAUAGCCUACUUAACUUCCUUUAAGCAGAAUGAUCCCCCGACUUAUAUUCUUAUUCAUUGUGGAGGCAAUGAUAUAGGCCUUAAAACAUCUGCUGCUAUUAUUGCGGAUCUCAAAAUAAUUAUAGAUAAUAUCAGAA
This is a messenger RNA of Ruditapes philippinarum (Manila clam), 655 nucleotides long. RefSeq lists its product as uncharacterized. NCBI's taxonomy places the organism in Eukaryota, Metazoa, Mollusca, Bivalvia, Venerida, Veneridae. Gene Ontology annotation, biological process: DNA recombination; DNA integration. Gene Ontology annotation, molecular function: DNA binding. The transcript has 3 exons. The annotation marks the transcript as partial. The record is from RefSeq and is a predicted model, not a curated record.